Molecule: messenger RNA, 3631 nt
Organism: Arachis duranensis
Lineage: Eukaryota; Viridiplantae; Streptophyta; Magnoliopsida; Fabales; Fabaceae
Exons: 2
Coding region: 2316-3017 (233 amino acids)
Source: RefSeq, a predicted model, not a curated record
UGAUUUUGUGUUGUUGAGACUUGUUUAGUUGUUUUGAUGCUGAAAAAUUAUUAUUUUAUCAAGACUUGUUGAAUAUGUUGGAUUGUUGGACAAUUAGACAUGUUGGUUUAUAAUGUAUUAUGGAAUUUUUGUUUUAUUAUUAUGUUGGAUUGUGUUUUAUUAUUAUGAUGGAUUGUUGGACAGGUUAUAUAACCUUAUAAAUUAAGUUAUUAUUUUUGUAUUUAAAAAACCGCGGAUCCAAACCGAUCCAAACCGCUUGUAAUCGGAUCGGAUUGGAUCGGAUUUUCAAAAAAAUUCAUCCAAUCCAAACCGCACCGCACAUAAGUUAAGCGUUCGGAUCGGAUGACUUUUUCCUUCAAAACCGAACUAAACCGCAUCGCGAACACCCCUAUCUAUAGGCAUCCACGGGACGGCGAGGCAUGGAAGGCAUUUGACAAAACUUAUUCCGACUUCUCCAGCGAUCUGCGCAGUGCUCGUCUAGCCUUGGCUAGCGAUGGCUUUAACCCUUAUGGAAACAUGAGCUCAAAGUACUCAAUUUGGCCAGUGGUGCUUAUUCUGUACAACCUGCCCCCUUGGAUUUGUAUGAAACUCACCUUUUUUAUCCUCUCCAUGAUUAUUCCUGGGCCUAAAAUGCCUAGAAAUGAUAUUGAUGUCUACUUACAGCCCUUGAUUGAUGAGUUGAACCUGUUGUGGGUUGGUGUUAAAACGUACGAUGCUUGUGAAAAAAAACUUUCAGGAUGUAUGUUGCGUUAAUGUGGACAAUAACUGAUUUUCCAGGUUUGGGCAACUUUUCCGGGUGGAACACGUACGGUGGGAGAGCUUGUCCUACGUGAAAUUUGGAUGCUGAGACUAACCAGCUUACACACAGUCAAAAAUGGUGUUUCAUGGGUCAUUGUCGCUUUCUAAAUCCUAACCACAGAUAUAGAUGGGAUCGGGAUAGAUUUGAUGGAAAGAUAGAAGAUAGAGGUCCACCUGUCAAACUCUCUGGUGGAGACAUUGCGAGACAACUAUAGGAUGUGCAUGUCCACCUUGGUAAGGUGCAAUCAGUUACUAGGAAAAGGACACGUGGACAGCAAACCGCCGUACGAUAUGAGUCUCUUUGGAAGAAGAUGAGUAUUCUCUUUGAGCUCCCAUACUAGGAAAACAAUGGAUUGCGUCACAAUCUUGAUGUGAUGCACAUAGAGAAGAAUGUGUGCGACAACAUAGUUUUCACCAUACUGAAUGAGAAAGGUAAAUCUAAAGACCACUUUAAGGCAAGGAAAGACCUCCAAUUGAUGGGAAUCAAGCAUGCUCUGUGGUCAUGAAAUGAUGGAAAGUACCCAUUCGCCAUCUUUAUUAUGACCAAUCCAUAGAAGGAUGUCUUUUUAAGGACUAUCAAGAAUGUGGUCUUUCCAGAUGGGUACUCUAGCAACAUUUCUCGCUGUGUUGACUUAAGACAACACAAGUUGUCAGGCUUGAAAAUCCAUGACUGUCACAUUCUAAUGGAGUACGUACUGCCAAUUGCGUUAAGGAAUGGUUUGCCUGCCCCAGUGUCCUUUGUCUUGGCCGAGCUAUCAUCCUUUUUUCACCGAAUAUGCAACAAAUCCAUUGACCCUCAACAACUACCUCUCCUUCAGUAUCAUGUGGUCCAUACUAUGUGCCACAUGGAGAUGAUUUUCCCUCCUUCUUUCUUUACCGUCAUGGUUCACGUGACAGUGCAUCUUGUCGAGGAGGUGCAACUAGGUGGCCCAGUGCAUUAUCGGUGGAUGUACCCAAUUGAAAGGUACCUAUGUCAUCUCAAAUAGUAUGUGCGUAAUAGAGCACGACCAGAGGGCUCAAUCGCUGAGGGAUACUUAUCUGAGAAGAUUCUCAUAUUCUGUUCAAGAUACCUCGAUAACGUCAAGAGUAGGAUCAAUCGACCAAUGCGUGUUGACGAUCGACCGUGUGAACCUAUUGGUAGUGAAGACCCAGGGGUAGGAGAGGCUAUGGGGGGCUGCUUCAUUUUACGCUCUCAUACCAGCUGAAAAGUUUCAAGCUCACCGUCAUGUCUUGGUCAAUUCCCCGACUGUGGAAAAGUUCAUAGAGUAAGUACAGUUGAGGUUAUAGAAUACCAAGAUGAUAAGCUAUAGAUGGAGAUUCUGACAUGAUACUGCUAUGAUCUAUCCAGUGCUUUUAGGGCCAUCAAAAAGAGGAAGUUGCGAAGCAAGACAAGGUCUCAAUCUCAAAUAGAUAGUGUUGUGCACAGAGAAUUACCCGAGUGGUUCAAACAUGAGGUGAGGCCUGUUGUCAUUAAUCUUAUUAUCAAUGGUCUCCUAUUGUUUCUAUCCCAAAUAUAUAUGAAACGUGAAACUGUUCUCUACCAGGUUCCCUUAGGAAUCAUCAGGCAUUCAAAAGAACUACAGUGGUUUGCAUGUGGCCCCAAUGUGCAAGCUAGCCGCUUUACAACUUACAACAUGAAUGAAUUUAAGUUUAGGACCCUAUCGAGAGAAGAAGGGUUGAAAACCCAGAAUAACGGGGUACAUGUCACUUCCGACACUAGAAGUUAUGCAAGCAAGCGCGACAGUAAUGUUGCGGUUGGUAGCAUCUCGUAUUAUGGACAACUAGUGGACAUAAUUGAGUUGAAUUAUAGUGGUCAAUUCACAGUUAUUUUAUUUAGAUGUAUCUGGGCAAACACCACAUUUGGUAGAGGCAUAAAACAAGAUAUUUUGUGCCACACUUUGGUCAAUUUCUCUAAUCCGAUGCAUACUGGUGAUCGAAAGGAUGACGAGCCCUACAUUCUUGUAUCAGAGGCUCGCCUUGUAUACUAUGUGGAUGAUGACGUUAAUAAGGAAUGGAGUGUAGUAGUCCAUGUGAAGCUAAGAGAUUUGGUUGACAUGGGCGAAGAGAAUGAUCAUUGUGAAUUGGAACUUUCCCCCCAACCAAGUUUGACUGGGUUGGCUGAGUGUAACGUGGAAGGUUUUUUGCUCAUAAAGGAGGGCGAUUUAGAAGAAACCACCAAUGAUGCCUUUGAUACUGGCGAGGAGGCUAUUGAUUGUUAGAUGUGUUUGGCAACAAAGAAUUUUUUAAUUCUCUGCUAUUUAGGGUAGUCCAUAAUCUUACCAAUUUGCUAAGGGGUUCAUAAUGUUGCUGGUGUGAUACAUAUGCUCCUAAUUAAAUUUCUUUGCCAAGACGUGGUAGUCAAUUAUUAACAUUUAUUUGCUAAGUAGUUUAUAAUGAUUCUUUCGCCAUGUAUGCUCAUAGCCAUCAAAUAGUUUUGAUGUAUAUACACUAGUACUGAUACAUCGCUAAUUCUACCAUACAUGUUCAUUUUAUCUUUUUGAAAUGGACAUUGGAUUAAGUAUCGAGCUAUCAUAUGCAUCAAGAAUGCUUAUUGUGUUUUGUGCAGGACUCUUAAAGGUGUAUCAUUUGUAUAUAUCUUGCAAUUUUAAGAAUAUGGUGCAUUUGAACACUAUUCUACUAUAAUUUUCUACUGUACUAGUAGUGAAUGUCACAACUGCUGGUGGUUUAUAAUGGUUCUCUGACAUGCAGAAUAAUUGCCAAGUGUUAUUAAGGAUUUUAGAUAUUUGAUUUGGCUUUUUGAAAAAUAGAGCAGUAGGAUUUAACUGUUGAUUGACAGGAAUAUAUAAAGUUAUUUUCCUCAUUUCUUUCAUGA